AUGUCCACCACUAUCCGGCAGUACACCUCCUCCUCUUGCGUGAAGGGGCCUUCCUUCGGUGGGGGCUCCGCUCGACUUUCCUCCAGCCAUUUUGGUGGGGGAUACAGAGCCCCCAGCAUCCAUGGUGGGGCAGGUGGUCUCUCCCUCUCUUCCUCCCGCUAUGUCUCCGGAGUAAGCAGUGGCUUUGGUGGUGGCUAUGGAGGCAGCAGCUACUGCAGCAGCUUUGGUGGGGGCUUUGGGGGAGGCUUUGGAGGCGGCCUGGGGGGCAGCUUUACUGUUGCGGGCGAUGGCCUGCUGGCAGGAGGCGAGAAGGAAACCAUGCAGAACCUGAACGACCGCCUGGCUGCCUACCUGGAGAAGGUGCGGGCGCUGGAGGAAGCCAACACAGAGCUGGAGGUGAAGAUCAGGGAGUGGUACAAGAAGCAGGGACCUGGUCCACAGCGAGACUACAACUGUUAUUUCAGGACUAUUGAGGACCUGAAGAGCCAGAUCCUUUCUGCCAAUGCUCAAAAUGCCAGCAUCCUCUUGCAGAUUGACAAUGCUAAGCUGACUGCAGAUGACUUCAGAACUAAGUUUGAGACUGAGCAUGCCCUGCGCCUGAGUGUUGAGGCUGACGUCAACGGCCUUCACAGAGUCCUGGAUGAACUAAACCUGACCAGAUCUGAUCUGGAAGUGCAGAUUGAGAAUCUGAAGGAGGAGCUGACUUACCUGCAGAAGAACCAUUUGGAGGAAAUGAAUAUUCUCCGAAGCCAGAUAGGUGGAGAAAUUACAGUAGAAAUGGAUGCUGCUCCUGGGGUGGACCUGACCAAGAUCCUGGCAGAGAUGCGCGAACAGUAUGAAAAAAUGGCAGAGCAGAACCGCAAAGAUGCCGAGCAGUGGUUCUUCGCCAAGACUGAGGAGCUGAAUCAGGAAGUUGCCAUCAACACAGAGCAGUUGCAGAGCGGCAAGUCGGAAAUCGUAGAAUUGAAACGGGUUCUUCAAAACUUGGAAAUAGAACUACAGAGUCAGCUCAGCAUGAAAGCAGCACUGGAGGGCACCUUGGCGGACACCGAAGGCCGCUACGGUAUGCAGCUGGCCCAGCUCCAGGCCCUGAUCAGCAGCGUGGAGGAGCAGCUGGCCGAGCUGCGGUGUGACAUGGAGCGCCAGAACAACGAAUACAAGAUCCUCCUAGACGUCAAGACCCGCCUGGAGCAGGAGAUCGCCACCUAUCGGCGCCUGCUGGAGGGAGAGGAAACCCAUAUUUCUACUCAGUACGCAUCGGCUAUCAGAGAGGGGCCGAAAACCACCCACCAGGUUCGCACAAUCAUCGAGGAGGUUCAAGAUGGAAAAGUGAUCUCCUCCCGUGAACAGGUCCGCGUCUCUGCACCUUAAGGCUACUGUUUGGACCCCCCUGCUUUUCCCCUCCUUGGUGAUGCUGCUCUGUCAUUCCCUGGGGGCUCCACUGCCUGCCGCCCACAAUUCAA
Molecule: messenger RNA, 1463 nt
Organism: Varanus komodoensis (Komodo dragon)
Lineage: Eukaryota; Metazoa; Chordata; Lepidosauria; Squamata; Varanidae
Product: keratin, type I cytoskeletal 14-like
Exons: 8
Coding region: 1-1371 (456 amino acids)
Cellular component (GO): keratin filament
Molecular function (GO): structural molecule activity
Source: RefSeq, a predicted model, not a curated record